CGCCCCCGCCCGGUCCCCGCCGCCGCCGCCGCCGCCGCCGCCGCCGCCGCCUGCCCAGCGGCCCGGGAGGCGGAGGCGCGGGGGAGGAGGCCCCGCUUGGCUCCGCAGCCCCGGAUGCUGCAUGACUUCAUCUUUCCGCCGGCUCCCCUGCUGAGCUAGGGCCGGUCCGGCAGCUAGCCCGCCGCCCGCGCCCCGCCGCAGUCCCGCGCCCACCCCGCACCCGCCAUGUCCGAGAUCCUGCCCUACAGUGAGGACAAGAUGGGCCGCUUCGGCGCCGACCCCGAGGGCUCUGACCUCUCCUUCAGCUGCCGCCUGCAGGACACCAACUCCUUCUUCGCGGGCAACCAAGCCAAGCGACCCCCCAAGCUGGGCCAGAUCGGCCGAGCCAAGAGAGUGGUGAUCGAGGAUGACCGGAUAGACGACGUGCUGAAAGGGAUGGGGGAGAAGCCGCCGUCCGGAGUGUAGACGCGCCGGCUCAGGCGGCGGGCUCCGGGCCCAGCCCCGCGGCGGCCAGGACCGCGGGCCGGCGAUGCGGCUGCCGGCGCCCCCCGCCCCGGCCCAGGCGCCCGCGGGCGGGGGCUGCAGGGCCGCGCCGCUUUCGGGUCAUAGUCGCUGCCGCCGCCGCCAGGCACUCCGGAGCUGUCCGCUUCAGCACCACGGCGGCGGCGGUAGCGGCGGCGCGGACCGGCCCGGAGCCCGCCACCGCGCUCAUGCACUUUAGAACCUCGGGCCGCAGCCCCACCCCGCACACCGGAACGGACAGAGACCCGCGGCCCUCAGCCCCGGCCCGUCCCCUCCCGCACGGCUCCCCUGCCCCGCCCCUCUCAGGCAGGUCUGGUCCGCAGACCGGCUGCCUGCCGGUGUCGGACCUCGCACGCGGCCAGGGAUGUUUGGCUGCAUAUUUGCAUGAGCUUCCCACCCACCUGAGCCCAGCCCUCCAGGCCGCUCCUCACCCUCCACCCCUGUCUGGCGUGACCCCAGCCUCAGCCUCUUUCUAAGGGACUUCCUCAGCACAUUUGUAUUUUUAUAUCCGACUCUUUGUUUACUGAUUCCCCUCGUGGUUCAUGCCCUCCCCCCACGGUCUCGGCCACGCUCUUCUGCGCCUGGCAGAUAGGAUGGGUGUGGAGGCUGGGAUGGGACAAGCCCCCAACAUGGUAACCAACCAUAUGACCAGUCUGCCCAUGCCUGACCCCAGACGGCUCUCUGGCAGACCCCUCCCCUCAAGGUAUCACCUUCCAAGGGCCCAGGUCUGAUUUUACCUUGGACCCCUGCGUCCUGCCCCUGGGAAUCCAAAUGGGGGCUGCAUUGCAUCUUUGGAUGACACCUGUAGCCCUAGCCCUGGAGAUAUUCUCAACCCCAGGGAUGUCCUUUGUAAAUGUUCCUCCAUCCUCACUGUACCAGGAGUGUGUGAAUAAACACAGACCCCCCUGUGUG
Balaenoptera musculus (blue whale) is the source of this 1434-nucleotide messenger RNA. It is a transcript of the gene CAMK2N2, whose product is annotated as calcium/calmodulin dependent protein kinase II inhibitor 2. The transcript has 2 exons. The coding region runs from base 226 to 465 and encodes 79 amino acids. Gene Ontology annotation, molecular function: calcium-dependent protein kinase inhibitor activity; protein kinase binding. NCBI's taxonomy places the organism in Eukaryota, Metazoa, Chordata, Mammalia, Artiodactyla, Balaenopteridae. The record is from RefSeq and is a predicted model, not a curated record. Gene Ontology annotation, biological process: negative regulation of protein kinase activity.